AUGUCCAAGGCUGAAACAUGGGACCGAGCCAUCUGCUACUCCUCCUUCGGCGCCUUGUUUCCGUAUAGACAAGAUCAGACAGACGUCACCUGUACCCUCUGCCUUGCUACUCUUGUGACGCCUCGAGUCGUCUCAGCUGCACAGGGGAAACCAGGCGGAGGGCCAUGGAAACGGGAGAGUUUUGGCCUUGGCCACCCCCCAAAAGGGCUGACGAGAGAGAGAGAGAGAGAGAGAGAGAGAGAAAGGAGCAAGACUUGGUUACCAUGCUUACUCCCUUACUUGCUCCUUCACGCCCUCACUCGGGGAAUGAUCGACUUGCUCGUACCGGGGUGGAGCGCUGUACCCCUGGUGCUCUCCGAUAGCCGUCAAUGCCUGGUAGCCGUUUAUGCCUUAUAUCGCGGGUAUACAAGCUCUUCCUGGGUCCAUCAUUUCCCCAAACUUGAUGAUGCAUUGCACUGCCCAACGCUAGAAAUCGCCAUCCUGGUUCCUGCUUGUCCAUGGGUCGCGCGUCUCCUGGUCUUUUUUCCAACGCUUGCUACAGGUGCUCCUAUCACUCCAGUUAGCGCCACCAUGUGCGUGAUUCUAGGACCCUGGAGCUGUUCCAUCCCUCGGCGUUGUGUACUGUUUAGCGGUGUGACAUUCGGCUGCCCCAUGUCCCGGGGACAACCUGGUUCCAUCUUUGGGCUGUGCGCCAGUCACGAGUGCGAGCACUGCCCAUCACGCAUGUCCCAGGCACGGCACUCAUCCCCUAUCGCUCAAUGCCUCAACAAUGCAUCUCUUCCCACGGCCACCGCACAGCUCAACGCCAUAACAACACCUCAUCAACGUAAAAUGAAGUACAUGGAAAAACUCGCUAAAAACUACCUAUCCCGCCCUGGCUCCUGCCAUGUCCUCUUCCCACUACCAAGCAAAAUCGUACACAUUCAAAUCCCAUGCACAAGCCAGCCAUGA
Messenger RNA from Bipolaris victoriae FI3, 951 nucleotides. RefSeq lists its product as hypothetical. The coding region runs from base 1 to 951 and encodes 316 amino acids. The record is from RefSeq and is a predicted model, not a curated record. The transcript has 3 exons. NCBI's taxonomy places the organism in Eukaryota, Fungi, Ascomycota, Dothideomycetes, Pleosporales, Pleosporaceae.